Effrenium voratum is the source of this 573-nucleotide messenger RNA. The record is from the annotation of a GenBank genome assembly. Lineage: Eukaryota; Dinophyceae; Suessiales; Symbiodiniaceae.
AUGGGCCGGGACAAGUUGGAGAGGGACGACAUUGUCAAGGUCUCCACGGAGGAGCAGCGCCAGGAGAUCCUGAAGCUCUGCACAGAGUACGAGGAGUGGAUGUACGAGGCUGGGGCCGCCAAGAGCGAGUUCGAGACCAAGCUGAAGGCCUUGCAGGACCUCCUUGGCCCCAUGGAAGAGCGGGCCAUUGAGCUUGAGGCCAGGGCGGACAUUCCAGAGGCAGUGGAGGAGGAGAUUGCCGCCAUCAAGGACAUGAAGAAGCACAUUGCCAAGAACAUGUCCUGGGUCAGCUCCAACAAAACCGAUGCCGCAGCAGAGAAGCUCGCGGAGUUCGAAUCGUGGUGGGCCAAGAAGCAGGAGCAGCAGAAGACGCUGCCGCUUCAUGAAGCUCCGGCCUACACCAAGCAGGAGGUCAUGAGCGCCAUCUCCAAGGUGAAGAAGGAGUGGGACAAGCUGAAGAAGAUGAAGAAGCCCAAGGAGACGAAGCCCAAGAAGGAGUUUACGGUGCUGAUCAGCGUUCUUGUCUUCUUCUCGCAUUGGCACUCCUCGUCUCAGUGUGCGGACAAGCUUUAG